AUGUCGUCCUCUCCAGAUUCCACGGAAUUACCAACUGGUACGUGGGAUAAAGCGGAUAAAUCAGAUCCAAUCAUCUCAGAAGUGGAUAUCGAGGCAAACACAAUAACAGAACAAUUAACAAAGGACAAACAUAAGGAAACAAUAGAUUAUUCAGAAACUUCUUCCCUUGAUGAAGAAAAGCAACAACAACCGGAGGAAAAUGGGAAAUUGAAACAAGGUUUGAAAUCUCGUCAUGUUCAAUUAAUUGCAUUAGGUGGGACCAUCGGUACAGGUUUAUUAGUCGGUUCCUCUCAAACUCUAGCAACAUGUGGUCCAGCUGGUCUGUUCACAUCAUACCUUAUCAUCUGUACAUUUAUCUAUCCCAUUAUGAAUGCAUUUGGUGAAAUGGUUUGUUAUUUACCCGGGAAUGGUUCAGAUUCUGCAGGUUCUUCCGCAUAUUUGGUUGAAAAAUAUGUGGAUAGAUCUCUAGGUUUCGCAUCAAGUUGGAAUUAUUACUAUUGUUUCGUCAUCCUAGUCGCUACAGAAUGUACCGCGGCUGCAGGGGUGGUGGAAUAUUGGGCCUGGGCUUUAAAAGUACCUAAGGGUGCUUGGAUUACAAUUUUCUUAUUUUGCGUCGUCGCUUUGAAUAUGUUACCUGUAAAUUUUUAUGGUGAAUCUGAAUUUUGGUUCGCUUCCAUUAAGAUCCUUUGUAUAUUGGGUCUAAUCAUUUUAUCAUUCAUCUUAUUUUGGGGUGGUGGACCUUCUCAUGAUAGAUUAGGUUUCCGUUAUUGGCAAAGACCAGGUGCAUUUGCUGAUCAUAUUACGGAUGGUACCGGUGGGAACUUCCUUGAUGUUUACACUGGUGUCAUUAAAGGUGGGUUCGCAUUUGUCUUGGGUCCAGAAUUAGUAUCAUUGACCAGUUCAGAAUGUCAUGAUCAAAGAAGAAAUAUCGCAAAGGCAUCAAGAAGAUUCGUUUGGAGAUUGAUGAUUUUUUACGUCCUAGGUUCAUUAUCCAUUAGUGUCAUCGUCGCAUAUAAUGAUCCUAAUUUACAAAAUGCCUUAGCACAAAGUAAACCGGGUGCUGGUUCAUCCCCCUUUGUCAUUGGUAUUCAAAAUGCAGGAAUCAAAGUCUUACCUCACAUCAUUAACGUUUGUAUCAUGACUAGUGCAUGGUCCGCAGGUAACGCUUACAUGUUUGCAAGUUCAAGAUCUUUGUUAACUAUGGCUUCUCAUGGUCAUGCUCCAAAAUUCUUUUCCAAAAUUAAUAGAUUCGGUGUUCCAUACGUGGCAGUUGGCUUUUCCUUCUUAUUUUGUUGUUUAGCCUACUUAAACGUCUCCUCAUCGACAGCAAACGUUUUCAAUUGGUUUUCAAACAUUAGUACUAUUUCAGGGUUCAUUGGUUGGAUUUGUGCAUGUGUCGCAUACAUUAGAUUCCGUAAGGCGAUCAUAUUUAAUGACUUAUAUGAUAGAUUACCAUACAAGGGUUUUGCUCAAAAAUACUUAAUAUGGUACUCUUUAUUCAUGGUCUCUUUAAUCACUUUAACCAAUGGGUACCAAAUUUUCAUUCCAAGAUUUUGGGAUUAUAAGGAUUUCAUUGCCGCUUAUAUUACAUUGCCCGUCUUUAUUGUCCUUUGGAUCGGUCAUAAAUUAGUAACAAGAUCUUGGAGACAAUGGUAUAUACCUGUAGAUAAAAUUGAUGUUUUCACCGGGUUGGAAGAAAUUGAAGAAUUAACAAACGAAUUGGACGAAAAAAGAGUCCCACCAAACAAUGCAUGGGAUAAAUUUUUGGAUGCAUUAUUGUAA
Naumovozyma castellii is the source of this 1782-nucleotide messenger RNA. RefSeq names its product proline permease PUT4 (gene PUT4). Bases 1 to 1782 code for a protein of 593 amino acids. NCBI's taxonomy places the organism in Eukaryota, Fungi, Ascomycota, Saccharomycetes, Saccharomycetales, Saccharomycetaceae. The transcript has a single exon. The record is from RefSeq and is a predicted model, not a curated record.